This is a messenger RNA of Lachnellula hyalina, 4626 nucleotides long. It is a transcript of the gene MET5, whose product is annotated as Sulfite reductase [NADPH] subunit beta. Gene Ontology annotation, molecular function: heme binding; 4 iron, 4 sulfur cluster binding; NADP binding. The coding region runs from base 1 to 4626 and encodes 1541 amino acids. Gene Ontology annotation, cellular component: sulfite reductase complex (NADPH). The record is from RefSeq and is a predicted model, not a curated record. Gene Ontology annotation, biological process: amino acid biosynthetic process; sulfate assimilation. Lineage: Eukaryota; Fungi; Ascomycota; Leotiomycetes; Helotiales; Lachnaceae. The transcript has 4 exons.
AUGGCGGCGGUAUCCCAGCUGAAGAUUCGUACGCCUGAAGAGGCUGUGGCAAGAAUUGCUUAUUUGUCCAGCGACGUUAUCGUCUCUGUGCAGCCCGCCCAGUCAAUUGAGUCCGAGUUCUCUCGACAUCUGCGCCGGUAUGCUGGCCGCAAGGACAGAAGUCUUGUUGCUGCCAACGAGAAUGGUGUUCCCGAGAUUCAAACCGUUAGACAUAAUGCCGACCCUCUACUAUCCGUAUUCGCCCCAAUUCGAAGUGGCAGACUCGUUUCCGUCACCACGAGCUCCUCCAUCCUCAUAUCUUCAGUUCCACACCUCUAUCGACUGGCAAACCUCCCAGUUGUGAUCCACGUCUCCCUACAGCCCGCCAACUACCCCGACUACUCCUCGAUCACUUCAAUCCGAAAUUCCGGCUUUACAUUCCUCCAAUCUGAGACAUUACAAGAAGCUCAGGAUAUUGCUUUAACUGCCCAUGCCCUGGCAAUUAAGUCAGGCAAGGGAGUCAUACAUUUCUUCGACGCUGGGUCGUCUUCGGAGGACAACCAUAUUGCUUUUGAGGAUGCGGACCUCGUCAGGGAUAUUUUGGACCUGGAUGCCGUCAAAGCGUUCCAAAGCAGUAAAAUUGGUGGGACCAGCAUAUAUGCAGACAAUGGAAGAGUAGCCACUAUUUCCGAGACUGCGGAAGCCCAGGGUUCUACAGCUGCCACGGGAGUAGCUGGAGCGACUUCCACUCUAGCUGUAGAGGCAGUCCCUUCCCAAAUCCCCUCGAAGGCAUCAUCAGUUGGCUCGUCUUCGAAAUCUGGGAGAGAGAGCAGCGUCGACAGCAAGGAUACAGCUUCUUCAGCAACUACCGUGGAACAAUCUACGGUCCGGCCGGUCACUUCGGAUGAUAUCUACAAUUUCGUAUCCGCCAUUUGGGCACAGUUGAAGCAAAGUGCGGGACGAGAAUAUACCCCUUUCCAGUACUCUGGACCAGCAAACGCAGAAAACGCUUUAUUCAUUUUUGGAUCUGAUGUUGGGGCUUUUGCUCAAGCUAUUGAUGCUGCCAAGCCAAGCGAGGGUUUUGCCAAGGCCGGUGUCAUCACAGCACGAUUAUACAGACCUUGGUUGGGAUCUAAGCUUAUUGAGACUAUUCCAAAAUCCAUUAAGCGAUUGGCGGUGCUGGAACAGAUUCGGAGAAAGACCACCAAGUGGGGACCUCUACUUCUUGAUUUGCUAACAACUUUGAAAUCUGGACCUGGUGGUGGAGUUGAGACGAUAGUUGGCCAUCAAUUAGGAUAUAUUACACCAGAUACCGUCCGACAGGCUUUGCGUGGCGUCUUUCAAAACUUAACGUCAGAGAAACCAAUUCAAAACCUUGAGGUUGGAAACCCCGAAGGACCAACCGAGUCACGCGAAGCCUAUGAUCUCUCCCAGCCAAAAGUUGAAUCGGCAUACAUGAAGAUAUUGGAUCAAAUUUUUGGCAAUAGACUAUAUUUGGCGAAUGCACUUGGUUCUCAGAAUGCGGGUAUUUCGGCUACGAUUGCAUCAAAUCCAGAAUUUGGGUUUGGAUCUCUCAUUGCUAGAAAGGAACAUCGCCAACGAUUUAUUGGCGAGGUUCAAGAAGCUGCAAACUCGAAGGCCUUUGUCACCGAAGCGCCUAAACCCUGGCUUGCAAAAUGGGUAGCCAACCUGGGUGAUGAAAAGAAGGCUAGCGAAUUUGCAGAGGAGAUUAUUGCUCGUCUUGAGACCGAUGGUUCUCCUCUGUCUAGAGAGUUACUUUCAAGUAAGGGUCUAUUCCGCAAGGAGUCUCCUUGGCUUGUUGGAUCCGAUGCCUGGGCCUAUGAUCUUGGGACUUCAGGUGUACACCACGUUAUCACUUCUGGCGAGAACGUCAACAUGCUCAUUAUUGAUUCUACGCCGUACUCGGAGCGGGCAGCCGCAGACGCUGCACGGAGAAAGAAGGAUAUUGGUCUGUACGCUAUGAACUAUGGUAACGCUUAUGUUGCUUCCGUGGCGGUAUACAGCUCAUACACACAAGUCCUUCAGGCAAUGAUCGAGGCAGACCAGUUCAAUGGUCCGUCUGUGGUUAUUGCUUACCUCCCGUACUUUAAGGAGAACGACUCACCCUUGACGGUGCUUCAAGAGACCAAAAAGGCAGUGGAUCUUGGCUAUUGGCCAUUGUAUAGGUGGAACCCUCAGAACGAGGAGAAGGGAGAAUCAAACUUCUCUUUGGACUCCGAGCGGAUCAAGACUGAACUCAAGGACUUCUUGGCUCGCGACAAUCAUCUUACUCAAUUAAUGAAGAGACAUCCAGAAUUCUCUUCCAACUUGUCGGAAGAUUACGGAACCGAAGUACGUGCGCUGCAAAAGCGAAAGGCCAAGGAUGCCUAUGCUGCGCUUCUCGAGGGGCUUUUCGGAGCACCAUUGACGAUUCUUUUUGCUUCCGACAACGGAAAUGCCGAGUCGCUGUCUAAGCGUCUGGGUAACAGAGGCAAAGCCCGUGGCUUGAAGACACUCGUCAUGGCUCUGGAGGACUACCCAAUCGAAGACCUGCCAAAUGAGGAGAAUCUUGUGAUUCUCACCAGUACCGCAGGCCAGGGUGAGUUUCCCCAAAAUGGUCGUUCAUUCUGGGAAGCGAUCAAAGACAACACCGAGCUCGAUCUUGCCACUGUAAACUACUCUGUUUUCGCUCUUGGUGACAGCCACUAUUGGCCUCGUAAGCAGGACAAGCACUACUACAACAAGCCAGGAAAAGAUCUGGACCGUGUCCUGACAAAUCUUGGCGGAAAGCGUCUCGCAGAGGUUGGUAUGGGUGACGAUCAAGAUCCCGAUGGAUACCAGACCGGCUACCAAAUCUGGGAGCCUCUCAUCUGGCAGGCACUGGGAGUUGACAAAGUUGAGGGAAUCCCAGACGAGCCUCCACCAAUUACCAACGAGGAUAUCAAGCUCUCUUCCAACUUUCUACGCGGUACGAUUGAGGAAGGUCUGGCAGAUCCUUCUACAGGUGCAAUUUCUGCCCCUGAUCAGCAGCUGACCAAAUUCCACGGAACAUAUAUGCAAGACGAUCGCGACCUCCGGGAUGAGCGUAAAGCGCAAGGUCUAGAGCCAGCCUACUCUUUUAUGAUUCGAUGCAGACUACCCGGUGGUGUCUCAACUCCAAAACAAUGGAUCCAGAUGGACGAUGUCAGUAAUGACUUUGGAAACGAGACGAUGAAGUUGACUACGCGUCAAACUUUCCAAUUCCACGGCGUUGUCAAGGGCAAGCUCAAGUCCGCUAUGCGAGGCAUCAACAAGUCUCUGAUGACCACAAUUGCUGCAUGUGGUGAUGUGAACAGAAAUGUUAUGUGCAGCAGUUUGCCAACGGCCUCAGCGUAUCACAGAGAAGUCUACGCAUGCUCGCAGAAGAUCUCUGAUCAUCUGUUGCCAUCCACUACUGCAUACUACGAGAUUUGGCUCAAGGACGAGAAUGACAAGAAGACUCUGGUUGGUGGUGAUGCGGUACAGGACUUUGAGCCAUUGUACGGCCCCACUUACCUUCCCAGAAAGUUCAAGAUUACUAUUGCCAUUCCUCCCCACAACGACACCGAUGUAUAUGCACAUGAUGUCGGUCUCAUUGCUAUUAAGGGCAAGGAUGGCCAUUUGGCUGGCUUCAAUCUACUCGCUGGAGGUGGUAUGGGUGUUACGCAUAACAACAAGAAGACUUAUCCUCGAACUGGAAGCAUGCUCGGAUAUGUAUCAAAGGAGCAGGUACACAUUGCCUGUGAGAAAGUGAUGCUCGUCCAGCGUGAUCACGGGGAUCGCAAGAACCGAAAGCACGCACGUCUAAAGUACACCAUGGAUGACAUGGGAGUCGAUGUCUUCCGCGGCAAGGUCGAGGAGCUGUGGGGCCAAGAAUUCGGAAAGCAAAAGCCCUUCAAAUUCCUGAGUAACAUUGAUACUUUCGGCUGGUUAAAGGACGAGACUGGAUUGAACCACUUCACAUUCUUCAUCGAGAACGGUCGUAUCGAAGACACCGCCGAGUUCCCAAUGAAGACCGGUCUCCGCGAGAUCGCAAAGGUUCACAAGGGCGAGUUCCGCCUGACUGGUAACCAGCACCUGAUCAUCAGCAACGUCACGGAUGCCGAUCUGCCCAAGAUUAAGAAGAUGAUGGCCAAGUACAAGCUGGACAACGUUCAAUUCUCUGGCCUCCGUCUCUCCUCAUCCGCAUGCGUCGCAUUUCCCACCUGCGGUCUCGCCAUGGCGGAAAGUGAGCGCUACCUACCCGAACUCAUCACUAAGCUCGAGGGCGUGAUUGAGGAGAACGGCAUGCGUCAAGACUCCAUCGUCAUGCGCAUGACGGGUUGUCCCAACGGCUGCGCUCGUCCUUGGCUCGCGGAAGUCGCUUUCGUGGGUAAGGCAUAUGGUGCUUACAACAUGUAUCUUGGGGGCGGCUACCAUGGCCAGCGUCUUAACAAGCUGUACAGGAGCAGUAUCAAGGAAGAUGAGAUUCUUGGGAUCAUGAAGCCGUUGCUGAAGCGGUACUCGCUGGAACGUACGGAGGGUGAGCAUUUUGGUGAUUUUGUUAUCAGAAUCGGCGUUAUCAAGGAGACGACCGAGGGGAAGACUUUCCAUGAUGAUGUUGCGGAAGAGGAAUCGGAUGAGGAAUAA